This is a messenger RNA of Tachyglossus aculeatus (Australian echidna), 2385 nucleotides long. It is a transcript of the gene ASB6, whose product is annotated as ankyrin repeat and SOCS box containing 6. The coding region runs from base 181 to 1605 and encodes 474 amino acids. The transcript has 8 exons. Lineage: Eukaryota; Metazoa; Chordata; Mammalia; Monotremata; Tachyglossidae. Gene Ontology annotation, molecular function: protein binding. Gene Ontology annotation, cellular component: BRCA1-BARD1 complex. Gene Ontology annotation, biological process: intracellular signal transduction; protein ubiquitination. The record is from RefSeq and is a predicted model, not a curated record.
CUUACUAGCCCAAGGGGCUGGUGCUGGCCAACUGGGCCCCUGCUGACUAGAGUGGCUAAGAGGGCGGUGGAGCCUUCCCCCAUAAGAAAAAGUUGAACGGUUUUCCAUCUGAAGACCUGAGAGUGACCUCGGGGAACCAGUGAGCGAGGCUGAAUCCAUGGAAAGGAGUCUGGUGUGGCUAUGGGAAAGAGACCACUGGGAAGAGUCCCUGGAUGCCUGGAUCAGGGCACGCUGCAGUCCACCCAACCUUCAGAGAGCAUUCGGGGAGGAAACAGCCACGGGCCCCUUGCGACUGACGUGGGAGUUUCCUGCAUAAACUCCGACUGGGCCGCCGUCAUGCCUUUCCUCCAUGGCUUCCGCAGAAUCAUUUUUGAGUAUCAGCCUUUGGUGGAUGCCAUCCUGGAAUCUCUAGGGAUACAAGAUCCGGAGGGACAGGAAACCCUGGAGAGCCCGCGUUACCCGGCCGAGGACGUCAGCCGGGUCCCGCUGCUCACCGAGCUGCUGGAGCGAGAGGCCCGAUCCCCCUUCUACCAAGAAGGGGUGAGCUACGCCCUGCUGAAGAUGGCCGAGCUCGGGCUGGCCCACGCCGCCGACCACCUCCUGCGCAACGGGGCCAAUCUCAACUUCGAAGACCCGGUGACAUAUUACACCGCCCUGCACAUCGCCGUCCUCCGCAACCAGCCCGACUUGGUGGAGCUGCUGGUUCACCACGGGGCCGACAUCAACCGCAGAGACCGGAUCCACGAAAGCAGCCCCCUGGACCUGGCCAGCGAGGAACCCGAGAGGCUGCCCUGCCUGCGGCGCCUGCUGGAGCUGGGGGCUGACGUCAACGCCGCCGACAAGCACGGAAAGACCGCCCUCCUGCACGCGCUGGCCAGUAGCGACGGGGUCCAGAUCCACAACACGGAGAACAUCCGGCUCCUUCUGGAAGGAGGUGCAGACGUCAAGGCCGCCACGAAAGAUGGUGACACGGUCUUCACCUGCAUCAUCUUCCUGCUGGGCGAGACGGUGGGAGGCGACAAAGAAGAGGCCCGAAUGAUCAACCGGUUCUGCUUCCGGGUCACCCAGCUGCUCCUGGCCCACGGGGCGGACCCCAGCGAGUGUCCGUCCCACGAGUCCCUCACCCACAUCUGCCUCAAGGGCUUCAAGCUGCACUUCGCGCUCCUGCGCUUCCUGCUGGAGUCCGGAGCCUCCUACGACUGCUCCCUCCACGGCCCGUCCUGCUGGUCCGGCUUCCACGUCGUCUUCGACAGACUCUGCUCUCACCCCCGCUCCGGCCCCGAGGACGGCGGCCCCUCGGACCUCCUGCAGAGAGCGGAGACCGUGCUGGAGCUCAUGGUGGCCAGCUCGCAGAGGGUCAGGCUGCCCCCCGGCUUUGAGGUCAGCCCCGCCGGCCGCCAUUCGGAGAGGAUCAAGGCCCUGCACCGCUCCCUGAAGCAGCUGGAGUUCUGCCCCCAGUCCCUGAAGCACCUCUGCCGCGUGUUCAUCCGCCAGCGGCUCCGGCCGUGGCCCGUGGACGCCAAGGUCAAGGCCUUGCCCCUCCCCGACCGGCUAAAGUGGUACCUCCUCAUCGAGCACGGUGGCCCCGGCGACCAAGACAUCUGAUUCGGCCCAGGCGAGCCCCUCCUCCGGGUUUCCGGCGGGGUGAGAACUUGGGGCGCGGCCGUGCCCGCCUGGAGACGAGUGCCCCGAGUGCCAGUCUGUCUGUGUGCCACCGGACCGAACCCUCCUGGGAAGGGGCAGGUAAACCGACUCCGUUCACCUCCGUCUGCAGGUGCGGGACAGCCGGGGGUUCGGACCGUGCGUAAAAAUACGACGUGGGGGCCGGGGGGGAGAAUGCCACCACCUCCCCAUUCUCUAUGGUGUGGGAAUCAGUUUGCAUCUAUUCUAACACAAAGAAAAGCUGUUCUGCCAGCAUUUAGCUGAGGGUGUGGUGGAGGUCUCACUGUUUCUUGGUUUCUCUAGCUGUCUGUCACCCCCCAAAAGCCCCAGGAAAGCGGUCCUUUCUCGCAGGGUGGCGUGGUAAGCCAGCGCACUUUUUAGACAGCCUCCAGCUAAGCCAGUGGCUUUCUGGAAAUUCCCUCCCACACCGGGAGAGAGGGGUGUGCAAUGUAGAAGACGGUUGGAAAAGCAAUCAUGACGGAUCCUCUGCCUCCCCCGGCUGAUUUAAAAGUAAGGCUGAGUGAAUGAACGUUUUAAUCACGUGUGUAAAGCAUUGGUGUUCUGAAUAAGUUGGAGCAAUUAAACCAGGUCUUUGCUAAGUUAAAACGGGGCUGUCACCUCUCUGACUUGGGCAGGGGUGGGGAGUGAAGAAGGUGUUUUCUUCCAGCCUAGGUGACUUUUUUGAGACCGCGUACCUUCUACAGGACCCAAAACUCCCCAGGC